Molecule: messenger RNA, 516 nt
Organism: Miscanthus lutarioriparius
Lineage: Eukaryota; Viridiplantae; Streptophyta; Magnoliopsida; Poales; Poaceae
Source: the annotation of a GenBank genome assembly
AUGGCAACUCAGAGCUCCAAUACCGCGGACGCCGCCGCGCCUGCGCCGGAGGCCGCAGCCACCGGAGAGGUGGCUCCGAACGCUGCUUCCUCAACGCCGGCCCAAAACCCUACCGCUGCUGCAACCGCGGUGGCCGGGGCCACAGAUCUGGAGAAGAAGAUGCGCCGCGCGGAGCGGUUUGGGACGCCAGUGGUCAUGUCAGAGGACGAAAAGCGCAGCAGUCGCGCCGAGAGAUUUGGGACUGGAUCUUCAAGUUUAAAGGAGGAAGAGAAGAAGAAGUCCAGGGCUGAGAGGUUUGGCCUUGCCCCAUCCUCUUCUUCAGAUGAGGAAGCUAAGAAAAAGGCCCGUCUGGAACGAUUUGGUCAGGGCACAAAUGUUGACAAGGCGGAAGAAGAAAAAAGAAAGGCCCGAGCAGCAAGAUUUGGAGAUACAUCUAGUGGAUCAGCUCGGGAAAAUGGCAAAGACAGCUCGAAGCCGGUCUCAGAUAUUAUCCUAGGACUUUUGGUGAAGCCAUAG